AUGAAAAUUGCUGAUCAAAUCGCCAAACGAACUCCUAGUAUUACAUUAAAACCUAUUCAGCUUGUUUCUUCUGAUACUCAACGAGAGCAUCGGAUCAACGUAUGCAGAAACCAAGAAAGACUUCUAUCAUCACCAUCAUCUUCAACAUUUUUAUCACCACCUACCACUCUUAGUUUUCUUUCUAAUUGUCAUACUACAUUUGUUACACCUGGACCAAAUCCAGUACGACGAGCUGGUGAAACACUGGAAGAACGAGCAAGACGAAUUCUUGGUCCAUGUAUAACAAUUCAUGAAAAUGAUCGACCGAUACCUACUCUCCAAGCACCUAACUUCGAAAAGGACAAGAAACAACUUAUUGACAAUAUGAAAUCAUGCUUGAAGACAAUCGAAAUGUCACAACAAGCUGCUGAUCAUCUUUGUCAACUUCAUAACCGUGGAAUUGAUUGUCAUGAAGCAUUGAAUUUUUUUUUUAAAGUGCACUCAACAACUUUCUAUAUGAAAGCGACUACAUCUGCUCAAAUCGAGGCCGCUUUCUCAGCUGGAUUACGAUUGUCUUGGUCAGAUGUUGCUGACAUUAUUAAUGCAUUGAAGGCCGAUAUCCAUCAUCAACAAUUAUUUAUGGCUCAAGUGGCAUCAGCAAACUAUAUUUCAACAAAAAUCGACAGUACAACAUCAAUUGCAAUGUCGUCAAAACUUGCAUAUCAACUCACAAAACUAUCACGUUGA
Molecule: messenger RNA, 726 nt
Organism: Rotaria sp. Silwood1
Lineage: Eukaryota; Metazoa; Rotifera; Eurotatoria; Philodinida; Philodinidae
Source: the annotation of a GenBank genome assembly